GUUAUCCGCAUCGGAAUUGAAAAAUCACAUCUCACAUUCACUUCUUCCGAGAAAGAGCUCCAGAUCGAAAAAUAAAAAGAAAUAAUCUAUCAAAAUGUUCAAAUUUACCGUUCUUUGUUUAAUGGCUGUAUUUGCUUCCGCUAUCGCUGCUCCUGGACUAGUUUCUCCACUUGCUGCAUACGGUGCAUCUCCUUAUGCUACCCAAAUCGGAUAUGGCGCUCCAUAUGUUGCACCAUACGCUUCCAGCUACAACGCCCAUCAAAUCGACCAUGCUGUAGCUUAUCCAGCUUACCAAUAUGCUUCGGCUGGUUAUGCUGCACCUGGAGCCUAUGCCGGUCAACAAGCUGCAUAUGCAACUCUUCCAGCAGCUUAUGCUGCUAGUCCCGCUGGAUAUGCGGCUGCACCAGCUGGAUAUCCAUUCCCAGCAGCUUAUGCUUCUCAUCCUGGCUAUGCAGCUUCACCAUACGCAUCAGCUUUAUAUAAGUAAAUUUAAAUAAAAAUUAACUAAU
Molecule: messenger RNA, 509 nt
Organism: Episyrphus balteatus (marmalade hoverfly)
Lineage: Eukaryota; Metazoa; Arthropoda; Insecta; Diptera; Syrphidae
Product: postacrosomal sheath WW domain-binding protein-like
Exons: 2
Coding region: 95-487 (130 amino acids)
Source: RefSeq, a predicted model, not a curated record